AUGGAGGCCAACACUGCACCAGGAACAGCGUCGGCACAAACAGCAGCAGCAACAGCAGCAGCAACUGCAGCAGCAGCAGCAGCAGCAGCAGCAGCAGCAGCAGCAACAGCAGCACACAUGAUCUCUGAAGCUUCCAUAUUGGGAAUAAACUCCACUCCAUUUGCUUCCAACAAAUUCUUAAAAGCGCCGCCCACGCGUUCGCCCAAGACCAACUCCAAGGGGACCUUUUCCUACAGACGCAGCAGCAGCAGCAGCAGCAGCAGCAGCAGCAGCAGCAGCAGCAGCAGCAGCAACAGCAGGAAGGCAGCAAUAUAA
Molecule: messenger RNA, 315 nt
Organism: Eimeria necatrix
Lineage: Eukaryota; Apicomplexa; Conoidasida; Eucoccidiorida; Eimeriidae
Exons: 1
Coding region: 1-315 (104 amino acids)
Source: RefSeq, a predicted model, not a curated record